Molecule: messenger RNA, 1283 nt
Organism: Branchiostoma belcheri (Belcher's lancelet)
Lineage: Eukaryota; Metazoa; Chordata; Leptocardii; Amphioxiformes; Branchiostomatidae
Product: DNA ligase 1-like
Exons: 2
Coding region: 57-704 (215 amino acids)
Source: RefSeq, a predicted model, not a curated record
UGAUAGUAAUUGUUGUCUUCUUCAGGGUUGAGACAGCCAAGAAGAAGGUGCAGGAAAUGAAGGAAGAGAAGAAGUCUCAGGUGGCAUCCACCCAGCGGAAAGCACGACCAGGAGGACUGAAAGCAAAGCUGGUUACCAAGUCAAAGUCCAUAGAUGUUCCCUUGAAGGAAAGCACAAAAACAUCUAAGGAAGAUGCCAAGGUUAUUCCCAAGCAGCCUACAGUGAAGGAAGAAAAGCCUGAGGAGUCUAAAUCUAAGGAACCAUCCCCAUCUAAGGAGGAGAAAGUGCUGAAGGAAUCAUCUUCAUCCAAGAAUGAAAAGGACGAUGCACCUGUCCAAGAAAGAAAUGAAGUAGCAGAGGAAAAAGGGAAGAUGACUGAUAAGGAGUCUUCGAAAGAUGCUUUGGCUCAAAAGAGGGACAUUGAGAGCAGUACAGAUGCACCAAAGCAGAAAUCUCUCAAAGAAAGAUUCCAGGAACUGUCCAAGGAAAGGGAGGCAAAGAAACAAAAUAUUGCUAAGAAGUCUCAAGAAACCAGGACAACAUCUUCUUCUUCUGAGACAAACAGUUCAGCUGAGAAGCCAUCUAGUGAAAAGGAAACAUCUAAGGAAGAAGCUUCUAAGGAGACGUCCAAGGAGGAGAAAUCCUCCGAACUUCCAGCCGUUGAUGAAUCAGAGGAGAUAUUCCAGGAUGGAGAAUAUUACUGACACUGGUGCAGCAAACAUGUCAUGUGUACUGCUCCUAUCAUCUACAUGUUUGUUUGUUUUGUUUUGUUUCGGUUAUUUAUUGGUCUUCAAGACAACUGGUGGCUGCUUUCCAAGCAGGCGUAUGGCUAGGAGGUACAUGUACAACACAGGGCAUGUAUAUGUGAAAAUGCUGAAAUAAUGCUAACAACAACUUUAUUGCCAAUCAUGCCUGGAUGCUAAUUACAAAUAACAGUAUACAGCAUAGGUCUAUGUUGUACAUUACAGGUGGAAAACAAAUAGAAUAAGGAAUAAUAUCAAUAAAUGUGGAAUAAUUAGAAAUGUGGAAUGCUAUUUCUAUUGCUAUACCCCAGUAUCUGGUAUUGAUGGUUUUUGAGUCCCUUUUUUCUUCCAUAUGAAAGGUGUCACAAUACAGGUUACUGGUACUGAACAUGAAUGUUGAAAUUCUACUGUGAUCAGGCCACACUGUUGUACCACGCCUGUCCCAGGAAGGUAAGCUCCAAGCAGAUGUAAGGAUCCCCCCUUAUUAUCUAUGUUUUCUGCCUGUUUUUGCAACAUUGGUACAAUUUUCCAGUACAAUUU